AUCACGUGCUGUUCAACAUGGCGCUUAUGUUCACUGCAACAGCGAGCAUCAAGAAAGCAGUUGGGAUCAUAAAUGAUUUGGCUUCAUCGAAAUUUCCAUUGCUCUUAAACCGCAUCUUACAGAAGCUGCACUUGAAGGAUGAGAGAACAUUCAGUGAAGAAGAAGAAGAAAAACUCCAGUCAACAUUUGAGUUGUCUGCCCCUGAUCUUGAACUUGUUUUAGAAACACUUGAAUUUAUAUUACAACAGGCUGCGUACCACACGGCAAAACCAGCAGUCCUCACAAGCCAGCUGCAGCAGCUGGAGAUAGAUGAUGACAAGGUUCAGGCCAUUGUAGAGAAGUGGACAAGUUGUGCCAAAGAGACCGUACAGAAGCUAAGGGAGAGAACUCUGGUGCCUAAACAGCUUGAGGCUGUUAACUGGCGACUAAACUUGCAGAUGGCGCAGUCAAAUAAAACUAAAUUAAAGUCACCAAAUGCUUUAUUUGAACUUAAAGUUGGUGAUGAGGCAACUGAGGAAAAAGAAAAGAUCCGAAUAGAAUUUUCCCAUGAUGAACUUUACAAGUUCUACAGUCAGUUGGAGGUUAUACAGAAGCAACUGGAUGGCUUGAGCUGAACAUAGCAGACACACAGACAUGGGUCAUGUGACAGGCACAGACAGCAAUAUCGGUAUUUAUCACCCGCGUCCCAAUGUUGCAGUCUGCUGCCACUGAUGGACGUGCAAUAAGUUACUCCUGCGAUAUUGGAAUUGGACAAGCUGAGCGGAAAAUUGUCACCAACUGAUUUAAGUGGCAGCUCAAGUCAUGGAUAUUUUCUUAUUGCAGAGGCUAGAUUAUGUUUUUCCAAUUUAUUAACAAAAAGUGUGAUUGAGUUUGGGAGAAAAUAUAUUAAUGAAAUACUCCAAUUGAUUCCAUUAGUAAUGUGAUAGAAUGACAGAGUUGGAAUGUUGUGUAGGGAUGGUACACAUUGACCUUCCAAAAUACUGUGUACCAGUGCUGAUAAGUAAAGAGUAUGGGGUAGCCAUAUUCCAGUCAUAUACUAUAGGACCAUAGUUACAUGCUGGGGUAGCCAUAUUACAGUCAUAAAGGACCAUAGUUACACUGGGGUAGCCAUAUCACAGUCAUAUACUAUAGGACCAUAGUUACAUGCUGGGGUAGCCAUAUUACAGUCAUAAAGGACCAUAGUUACAUGCUGGGGUAGCCAUAUUCCAGUCAUAUACUAUAGGACCAUAGUUACAUGCUGGGGUAGCCAUAUCACAGUCAUAAAGGACCAUAGUUACAUGCUGGGGUAGCCAUAUCACAGUCAUAUACUAUAGGACCAUAGUUACA
Molecule: messenger RNA, 1326 nt
Organism: Haliotis rubra (blacklip abalone)
Lineage: Eukaryota; Metazoa; Mollusca; Gastropoda; Lepetellida; Haliotidae
Product: COMM domain-containing protein 10-like
Exons: 8
Coding region: 18-614 (198 amino acids)
Source: RefSeq, a predicted model, not a curated record